UCCAAGUCUGCUAAGUAUCAAAAUAACAUAGACUAGUAUUCAAAACAUCACAAACUAGUAUUCAUAUAGCAGAUACUAACUAAUAUCCACAAUCAACCAACUAGUAUUCAAUAUGGAUACUUUUAUGGGUUAUCUGGAUACUCUUAUGUGUUAUCUGGUUACUAAUUAUGUGCUGUUUGGAUAAUAUUCUGUGUUGUCUAGAUAUUAGUUUGUGAAUUUGGGAUAAUAGUUGAUUCAUGGUGGAUAUGAGUUAGCAAAUUUUAAAUACUAAUCUGUGCUCACUAAAUACUUUAGUACUUGGAUAUUAACUCAUGUAUUUUGGAUAUCAGUUAGUAUCUGCUAACGAAUAUUCAAGUUAGCAUAUUAACUUUCCCCGAGAAGACCGGCCGAGAGAAGAAAGAGUACUCUUCUUCAUCAAGUGGAGGAGUCAAUAUAUUCAUAAUUAGAGCUAGAUUUCGAUAUAGCUAGGUUUUUUUUCCCCCUCUAUAUAACAACAACAAAGGAAAUGAGAUUGAUGUCGUUGUCGAUAGAGAAAUGGGUCGAGGGAAAGUGGUGCUGAAGCGGAUCGAGAACAGGGUGAAUCGACAGGUGACUUUCUCCAAGCGAAGGAAUGGGCUGUUGAAGAAGGCCUCUGAGCUCUCUGUUCUCUGUGACGCCGAGGUCGCCCUCAUCGUCUUCUCCAGCCGCGGCAAGCUCUCCGAGUUCGGCUCCUCUGGGGUGAGCAAAACCCUUGUGCGAUACAGGCAGUGCAACUACAACAACAAUGCUGAAGGGGGAAACCCUUCUGCUGCUGACACUGGAACAUCCUUACAGAACUUGUGCGUAGAGGUUUCCAAGUUGAACGAGAAAUGUGAAUCGCUGCAACGUUCUCAUAGGCAUUUCCAUGGAGAGGAUAUUGGAACACUGGGGGUGAAAGAGUUGCUCAAGAUCGAGAGGAAGCUGGACAGGGCUCUCUCCCGAGCUAGGCAAAAAAAGACACAAGUGCUGUUGCAAAGGCUGGAAGACCUGCGGAAAAUGGAGCAUGAUCUUGGCGAAGAGAAUAAACAGCUGCAGAAUGAGCUAAAGGAAGGGCAAUGUCAUCAAUCAGUUGGUGGAGGUGAUCAUCAUCAUGAUCACGGAGGAGGAGGAGGAGGAGGAGUUGUUGGACCUACCAGGAAGAGCAAGAUAGCCAAAAACAAGCACAUAAUGGUACAUCCACCAACAGCAGCAUAUGCAGCAGCAGCUCCCACUUUCUAAGAGGACCUGGUACUAAUUUGUCAACUUUCCCAGAAGCUAUGUAUCUACUAUCCCUUCUUCAUGAUCACGGGUUUAAGCUUUUUUUUCUUUGCUAAUCUCUUGUGAGAUAACGUGAUCUCAGGUGGCUCCGGUUGCUGCUGAUGAGAAGGAAGCAUACAGCUGCUGUAGCUGGCGGAUGCAACCGUAGGAACAUGCUUGGCGUCUUUCAUUUGAUGGAUAUAUGAUUAAAGUAUAGCAGUAAGCAGACGUGGCGCGCAUAUAUGCAGCUAGGCCAAGCUCUCUUGGUCCAUAUAUUAAUGUUAAACCUAGCUAGAUAUGGGAAAACUGAAAAGACGAUGAACCAUAUAUAUAUAUAUAUAUAUAUAUAUAUAACUGUUAAUUGAAUAAUUAAGGUUCCUGUAAGUAAUGUUUAUAUGUGGAAACCGAUAAUAAGCACAAUAUGAUGGAUAUAUGUGUAUCCCAUGAAUGCAGUAAUGAAUCUUAUGUACUAUGUGAAUCAUAUGUUGUGGUUGACAUUUAAGGGCCUUUAUUAGUUGAGACAUGUUUGUACACGAAUCUUCAUGUAAUAUGGCAACGAAAACUAAUCUCGUUGGUUUCUAGCAUUCGCACUCAUAUGCUGUACGUACUCAUGCAAUCCCUUUUUAUUUGUAAGGUGGCUACUAAUAAAGUGAUAGUCAUCGACUCAUCGUGGCAACUUAUAUCUCAUUUCUCAUAAUUUUUAUGCUCACCGUCGUGAUUGAUUAAGAGUAAUUUUGAAAAAUGAUAAUAACUGCAUUUCAUUACUCUCCUUAAAAUAUGACUUUUCGUAUAUAUCAGUUAUCACCCCAGAUCUUUAUAAACAAAAAAAUAUUCCUCCUCCCCUCUGCAUUGGUAGGCCUUGACUUCAAGCUAGGGGUGGGCAUACGGUUCGGUAAACCCGAACCGAACCCGAGUACAACCGAACCGAAACCGAAUUAUUACUCUUCGGUUCGAAAUUCGGAAUACAAAAGGCCAUAGUUC
Messenger RNA from Linum trigynum, 2235 nucleotides. The record is from the annotation of a GenBank genome assembly. Lineage: Eukaryota; Viridiplantae; Streptophyta; Magnoliopsida; Malpighiales; Linaceae.